AUGACAGAAAAGAAAAUAAUAUUACUAGUUGGUAGAACCGGAGGUGGUAAAUCAACCUUAGCCAAUGUAUUAAGCGGGAAGGAAAAUGCCUCGGCAGAAAGUGAAAACUCGGCCAGUAAGACUAAAGAGAUUCAAGAAAUAGAGUUCGAUUUCAAACAUGAAGGAAAAGAAUAUAAAAUAGAAACUUACCAAAUAGUUGAUAGCAUCGGAAUUGGUGAUACUAGAUUAACCCAGGCACAAGUACUAUCUGAAAUAUCGAAA
Paraglomus occultum is the source of this 261-nucleotide messenger RNA. Lineage: Eukaryota; Fungi; Glomeromycota; Glomeromycetes; Paraglomerales; Paraglomeraceae. The record is from the annotation of a GenBank genome assembly.